GUGUGUGAUUUCACAGUAUUCGUCCAGCUCUUUUAGAGGUUUCUAAUUAUCAGUUUUCAUUAUUUGUAUGCGUUAAUAAGAAACGGUGAUUGUUAAGUGUGAGCAGUAUGUCAGAUUUUACCUCCUUAAUUAACUAUUCCCAGCCAUUUUUCAUCACCACUGUGUGAUAGUACUUCUUUACACUAGUAUAACUCCCUGAGCCUGGCACAUGACUGUAUAUUCUGCCAAAUCAAAGCUAAUUCCAAGCGUUCCGAAACUCCAGAGCCUCUUUGCACAGCAGAUCCGUGGUGCUGAAUGGACAGCGCACUCCACCAGCUCGGACUUGCAAUGUUUCAUUAUCCCGAGUAACCAGGGAAGGAAAAGAACAGUGAUUUGGCCCCAGCGCCUGGCAGCCGGAGGAAGCACAUCACACGCUGAUGUGCAACCACAGUGCGGGGGAAGACAGGGAGAUCUCAUUACCAGCUGCCUUCGUGGUGGAAGCUCACAACUACCCGGUACAGAAGUAGUUGCGAUUUGGGUACAUGAAGACAAGGCAAUAGCUGUUCUGAAUGGAUGUUAUAUGCAAACAGGAAGAUUUGUGUUUUACUCCAAAGACUGAAGGGGGCAGCUGGAUGGGGAAUAUUCUUUCUUGUAUGUUGGAGUGUGGUUUAUUUUACUGAAGUUUCAAUUUCCUAAGGAUUGCGUUAUUUUUCCUGAGUCUGUGUAUAACGGAAUAUAAAAAAGAAUCACAAUGAAAAUACUGUGUAAUCAAGGCACAUCCAGUGGUUGAUGUACACGUUCCUUUUCAUUGUUUGGACUUGUGGGAAUGAGGAACAGCUCUUCUUUGGUUCACAAGAGAAUUCAAAGAAAAUGAAAGAUUUCAAGUUAUAAACAUGCAAGGCGCUAAGCUGCUGUUACUUUUUACCUGCUGCAUUAUCUACAAAUUUAAAGUGGAAUGUUGUCCAGAGGCCUGCUUAUGUUAUAAUGAACCGAAAAUCACCUUCAGCUGUCAGCAGCAAAGACUGACUGUAAUUCCUUCCAACAUCCCAGUACAGACUCAGCGCAUCUUUCUUCAUAAUAACAAAAUAACUUUAGUGAGGUCAACUAGCUUCACACCCUGCCAGAACCUUACCAUCCUAUGGAUACAUUCAAACAACAUAAGUCAUAUUGAGUCUGGAGCACUGCAUGGAUUAACAAAACUGGAAGAACUAGACAUGAGUGACAAUUAUAACCUAAAAACAGUUACGCCACUCACAUUUCGCGGUCUUGUUCAUCUACACACUCUACAUCUUAAUCGCUGCGGUCUGCAAGACUUGCCCCCUGGAAUCUUCCAAGGUCUCUUCUCCUUGCAGUACCUCUAUCUUCACGACAACAACUUACAUUUCCUGCAUGAUGAUACUUUUGUAGAUCUGGGGAACCUUACUUACCUGUUUUUACAUGGCAACAAGCUCAAUAGCUUAUCUGAAAAUGUAUUUAGUGGCCUAAUAAACUUAGAUAGAUUACUGGUACAUCAAAACAGAUUGGAUGUGAUCCAUCCCAGGACUUUUCAUGAGCUUAAAAAAGUGACAACUCUGUAUUUGUUUAGUAAUAAUUUGACCAUGCUUAAAGGAGAAAUAUUGUCACCUCUUGUAUCACUUCAAUACUUACGUCUAAAUGCAAACCAGUGGAUCUGCGACUGCAGGGCUAAAUCACUCUGGAGCUGGUUGAAAUCAUUUAAAGGUUCGUCAUCAGAAUUGGAGUGCUACCUUCCACCAAAUUUAGCUAGGAAAGACCUUAAAAAACUAGCUCGGAGUGAUCUUGAUGGGUGUGCCAAUAUUUCUUUCCAUCACAUUGGACCAAGUACGUUUGGUUUCAAGACAUCUCUAAAUCCUUAUGAGAUCUCCGAUAGCUGCUGUCAACCUAAAAUCGAUAAGCCAAUACUAACUGCAGUCAAUGACAAAGCUGGCCCUUCUUCUCAUACCAGUAGAAUUUUGCCAAAUAUCCCAAUCAAAGACAAAGAAAAUAUUUCAAAAACAAAAAUUAUUGGAAAUGUUGACCACAGAAAAAACAGAACAUAUAAGCCAAUAAGUUACUCCCCCGUUGGAACAUUCACAAGCAAAAUAGAUCAUUCCUUAACCAAGUUGAAUCAAAACAAUGUUUUUGAUUCUGUUGAACCUUCUACGGUCCCAAAUAAAAAAAGGAUUCCCUGCUCGAAAAAAGUGAAGUCAAAAUCCCAAUGCCGAAUGUACCAACCAGGAACAAACUCGGGGCUUCUGAAUUUCAUCACCACACAUCUUCUCUUCAUGACACUGUUCUUCAUCCUUCAAAUGCACUUUGAAAGUCUAAAUAUAUUUUUGUUUUAAAGGCAAUUUUAAAAAGAGAGACAAUGAAUGAGCUUCAGAAAUUGUAACUAUAUGGAAGAAUGUGCUUCACAAAAAGCUGCUUCUCACGAGGUGACUAAGUAUUUUUUUAAGUUUUUCUUUUUUUCUCAUAUAAGUAAGGAAAUGAUCCUUUAAAGAUUUUAAAAGAGCUGAACAUGAAUGUUUAGCCUUUGUAAUUAAAGUUGUACCUAAUAAUAAUUCAUAAUGUACAAUGUAAAAAUGCUGUUUGUCUGCUCUGUUUAUGACUAUUAUAGUUCAUUGUAAUUAUUUCUGUCAUUAUAUGUUUCUGGGUGGUAUUUGUUGAAGAAUACUAUCCAUUUACUUAAACAUUCUCCAUGUUACACAUAUAGAUAUGCCUUUUAUUUUGACUGUGUUGAA
Messenger RNA from Pseudophryne corroboree (corroboree frog), 2717 nucleotides. It is a transcript of the gene RTN4R, whose product is annotated as reticulon 4 receptor. The record is from RefSeq and is a predicted model, not a curated record. Gene Ontology annotation, molecular function: protein binding. The coding region runs from base 873 to 2321 and encodes 482 amino acids. NCBI's taxonomy places the organism in Eukaryota, Metazoa, Chordata, Amphibia, Anura, Myobatrachidae. The transcript has 4 exons.